This is a messenger RNA of Saccharomycodes ludwigii, 1896 nucleotides long. RefSeq names its product pheromone-regulated protein PRM1 (gene PRM1). Lineage: Eukaryota; Fungi; Ascomycota; Saccharomycetes; Saccharomycodales; Saccharomycodaceae. The transcript has a single exon. The record is from RefSeq and is a predicted model, not a curated record. Gene Ontology annotation, cellular component: mating projection tip. Bases 1 to 1896 code for a protein of 631 amino acids.
AUGGUAUAUGAUUCUCCACAUUAUAUUAGCAAAGCAGCAAAUUAUUUGAUUUAUGAAUCUUUAAUAGAAACAGUAAAAGCGAGUUUAACUGCAUUAAGUUUGCUAAUAUAUGUUUUUGAAAAAUUAAGCAUAUUUGUAUUUGAUUUGUGGUUUGGUACCUAUGCAUGCUUAUUUGUUAGUGCUGUUGAUGGUUCUAUUAAUGUUGCUACCAAUGUUACAGAAAAACUCGUCAAUUUAACUAAUACUACGGUCCAUUCAAUUGCAAACGAACUGGAUGAUGGUUUACAAGAUAUAAGUGACGUUAUUAAUAAUAUUAUUAAAGUAGCAAAUAAAAUAGAGGAUUUUUUUACUAGUGAUAGUAGCAAUAGUAAUAAUGCAUCUGAUUCAAUUAAUGACGUCAAUUUAACCAUCACCAAGUUAUCCGAUUUUUAUAUCUCUUCCGACAUCAAUGAGAAAUUACAAAAUCUAAGUGAUAACACACCAACCUUUACAGAAUUGAAAAAUAAGACUAAUUAUUGGAUAUCCGAGCCAUUUGAAUAUGUUCGCAAUAAAAUAACAACUAUAAAUUUGACUGAAAGCCUUGGGAGUAAUAAUUCUGUGUUAUCUUUAGACAAAAUGUAUACGAUUCCCUUGUACAAUAACGGCAGUAGUGUUAAUACCGAUAAUGAUUAUUGUACACAGAAUAUUGUGCCUGAAUUUAAUAAAAUAUUCGAUGAAUUCACUAAGAUUAUAAAAAUAAUCAAUAUAAUUAUUAUAAUCUUACUUGUUAUUUGUGCCGUUGCUGCUUUAAUACCAGAAAUGUGGAAAGAAGUUAUCUUUUGGAAAAAGUUGAAGAAGUUGAAUACAAGAGUUGAUCAUAAUAUUGAGAUAAAAGGAAGAAUACUCGAUGAUAAGAUGGGUUUAAACAGUGGUACAAAUAACAACGUUAAUGGGGACAAUGUCUCAGCGACAGCAUAUAUGUCAUCAUCCUCCACAAUAACAAAUCCGUUUAAAGAUGAAAGUUAUCCUAGUACUGCUGGUAGUAGUGAAAGUGAUAACAUCGAGACUUAUACCAAUGUUUUUAAUAUCUGGCAAUACAGAUUAUCCAAAGUUUUAUUAUCAAAUAAGAAAACAUCAAAGAUAAGUAAUAUCAAAGUAAAAUGGUUGGUUCAAUAUAUUUUUUCUACAAGAGCAUUGAUUAUUUUAGGCAUAUCUUUAUUAGGAUUAGCUUGUUGUAUUAUUCAAUAUAUCAUUUUACAUGUAAUUGACAAGCAUUUACAAAACUCUGGAUCUUCCGAUCACGGCAACACAACAACAACAAUUUUGCAAAAUAAAAUAGGUACUGCAGUACAAAAAAGCUUGAUAAUAUGGUCCAAUAACACUAAUUCGUAUAUUGAAACUGUUGAACAGCAAUUUAACAAACAACUGUUUGGGUAUGUUGAAGAAACCACCAGUUCAUUAAAUAGUACCAUAAAUAAAGUGAUUACAGAAAUGGAUUCCAUAAUUGCAAAAGCUUUUAAUAACACUAUGUUGUACAACCCAAUGAAAACAAUUGUAGGAUGUGUAAUUGAAAAUAAAUUAUAUGCAAUAGAAGACGGUAUAACUUGGGUUCAUGAUAAAUGUCAAAUAAACAUACCAACAAUAGAUCCCAAUAACAUUAUUAAACAAAUAAAUAAUAAUGACAGUACUAGUAGCUCGGCUUUAUCCGAUGCUGUUGCAAAAUUUAAGGUUGAAUUACAAAAAUUAGUUGCAAAUUAUAAAUCUAGUGUUAACGUUGAAUUAGCCAUUAGCUUGAUAUUAUUUGGUAUCUGGUUAUUACAAAUUCCUAUAGGUUUAAUGAUUUUCAAUAUGAAAACAAAGGAUUUAUCGCCGUCUUUGCUUAAAAAGUUAAACUGGAGAAAACAUGGGAAUUCAUAA